Messenger RNA from Penicillium robsamsonii, 663 nucleotides. Its product is annotated as putative 2-hydroxychromene-2-carboxylate isomerase. Gene Ontology annotation, cellular component: peroxisome; mitochondrion. The transcript has 4 exons. The coding region runs from base 1 to 663 and encodes 220 amino acids. The record is from RefSeq and is a predicted model, not a curated record. NCBI's taxonomy places the organism in Eukaryota, Fungi, Ascomycota, Eurotiomycetes, Eurotiales, Aspergillaceae. Gene Ontology annotation, molecular function: glutathione peroxidase activity; glutathione transferase activity. Gene Ontology annotation, biological process: glutathione metabolic process.
AUGUCGGGUUCCAAGAUUACCCUUUACGUCGAUAUCGUCAGCCCCUUCGCAUAUAUUGCUUUUCACGUGCUGCAGAACUCACCCGCCUUUGCAAAAUGUGAAGUCACAUACGUUCCGAUCCUACUCGGAGGUUUGAUGAAUGCAGCUGGCAACAGUCCUCCAAUCAACGUCAAGAAUAAGAAAGCCUACUUGGGCCAGCAGCGAGUGCGAUGGGCAAAAUAUUUCUCAGUCCCGAUCGUAGACGGAUUCCCCAAAGGCUUCCCCUUCCGCACAUUACCCGUGCAACGUGCGCUGUGCGCAAUCUCCCAGAAAACCCCAGGAAAGCUCGUUACGGUAAUCGAGGCGUUAUUCCACGCAGUCUGGGUUGAAGGCAACACAGCCAUCGGUGAACCCGAUGGCUUUGCUCCCGUGCUCGAGAGCAUACUUGGGAAGCAAGAGACGCUAGAUAUUCUGGCAGAUAUGAACAAUCCGGAAAUCAAGGCCCUUUUGACUGCGAAUACCGAUCAGUCUUUUAAUUCGGGAGCUUUCGGGCUGCCGUGGUUCGAGUGCACAAAUUCCAAGGGCGAGACCGAGGGCUUCUUUGGUGUUGAUCACUUGGGUCAAGUGGCUGACUUCCUGAGUUUGGAUCGCGGCCUUGACAGAGGGUUCAGGGCGGCUCUCUAG